Molecule: messenger RNA, 786 nt
Organism: Erythranthe guttata (spotted monkey flower)
Lineage: Eukaryota; Viridiplantae; Streptophyta; Magnoliopsida; Lamiales; Phrymaceae
Source: RefSeq, a predicted model, not a curated record
AUGAGAUUGCAGUCAUGCUCUUCUCCAUCUAAUGUGGAUGAGAUAAAAGAAUUUGGAGACUGGAUAUUGAAUGUUGGUAAUGGGGAUGUUGGGGAAGACAAUGAUGGUGAAGCUUCGAUAGAGAUUCCAGAUGACAUGUUGAUUGGUGAUUCAGAAGAUCCAUUCACAGACCUACUCGAAUUCGUUUACCCGGAUUUGUUGAGUAACAUAGAGGAGAAGGUGUACCUGAGCUCAGAUAGUAUGUGUAGGGACGAGCAAACAACGGAGGAUAAUGCAGAAAUUUAUUCGACUGAAUUCCUCAACACAAUAAGAUGCUCCGGAGUUCCUUCUCAUGCGCUGAAGAUCAAGGUUGUUGCACCCGUUAUGCUAAUAAGAAACAUUGAUCAAGCUAGCGGAUUGUGCAACGGUACCAAACUUCAAAUAAUUAGAACAGGCAUUCACGUUCUGAGUUGCAAAAUUCUUUCCGGAAAAAAUAUCGGUGACAUGGUGUUCAUUCCUCGGAUGACUUUAAUACCAUCUAACUCCGGACUGCCAAUUAAAUUUCAGAGAAGACAAUAUCCGUUGAUUGUUUCUUUUACAAUGACGAUAAAUAAAAGCCAAUGCCAAACUCUUUCGCAUGUUGGUUUGUAUCUUCCUAGGCCUGUUUUCAGCCAUGGUCAACUGUAUGUUGCACUGUCCAGAGUUAAGAGCAUACGUGGCAUUAAGAUAUUCAUCAAGUCGGAUUCCGGUGAACUCACCAAUGUUACUAGAAAUGUCGUGUACAAGGAAGUAUUUCAUCGAAUUUGA